UUUCUUGAAAAAAAAAAGUUAACUUUUUACUUAUUUUCUUGAAAAUAUAUUGUACAAUAUAAUCUAGUCAAAUACUGUGAUGAUGAGCUGUAGAGGAGUGGGGUGGUGGGGAUGGGGUCUAUGAAAGGCCGGGCCGAAGCCAACGCUAAAAAUUAUACUUUUUAUACAUGGUUAAUAUUAAUUUUUAAAGCCCCUUUAGCUUCUGUGUUUAUACUUUUCAUAUUUUGAACCUUCGAGUACCGGGGUCUAUCGGAAACAAGCUAUCUAAUUCAUCUGAGGUAGUGGUAUGGACUGCGUACACUUUAUCCCCCAGACCCCACUUUGUGGGAAUACAUUGGGUAUGUUGUUGUUGUAUUUUGAAUUGCCAAGUAAAAAUUCUAGCUCCGCCACGGAAAGAGGAUGCUGGGGGUGGAGUAUGGUGUGAGAAAGAUUGGAUUUUUGAACUUGUGGGCAGGAAGGAGGAGGGAUUUUAGUGCAGUUCGUGUGACGAAAAUGGCUUGGAGUUUGGAGAACUCUGAUGGGAAUGUGGAGACCCAGAAGGCUACUGUGUCUCCUGCCGCAGAAGAUUAUGCUCAAGAGGCAAUUGAAGCUAUCAGGACAGGGAAAGUCAUAGCUGUGCCCACCGACACACUAUAUGGCUUUGCUUGUGAUGCUUGUUCUGCAGAGGCAGUGAAUCGUAUUUAUGAGAUCAAAGGACGUAAGCAUACAAGUCCUCUGGCUAUUUGUGUAGGCGAUGUUCAUGACAUACAACGUUAUGCUGUGACAGAUCAUCUGCCUAAUGGCUUGCUUGACUGCCUGCUUCCUGGACCCGUGACUUUGGUCUUAAGGCGAGGUGAGUCAAGUAUCCUUGAGAAGUCGUUAAACCCUGGAUUAGAGAGCAUAGGGGUUCGAGUGCCAGACUGUAACUUCAUCAGGGUGAUUGCCCGUGGUUCUAGGAGUGCCCUAGCACUUACUAGCGCAAACCUCAGCGGACAACCUAGUAGCAUAGACAUCAAAGAUUUUGAGAAUCUUUGGGAGCACUGUGCAUCUGUCUAUGAUGGUGGAAUUCUCCCAGCUGGACGAGCUGGAUCGACAGUGGUGGAUCUUACUGAGCUGGGGAAGUACAAGAUUCUAAGACCUGGGAGCGCUAAGGAGGAGACCGUUGCUAUCCUUGAAAGACACUCGCUACUGGAAGAUGGAACUGGAGAUUAGCAAGCUGCCGCUCAAGUUGAAGCUGUUCAGCAAAAUGAGCCUCGUGCACCUGAGUUUGUAUGGUACGACUCAUAGAACCAUGGCUCGAUGCAGUUGUACUUCCUUGGCUGUCUUUGGAAAGCUUUCGAGCUUCUAUUUGGAGUCCAAAUCACUUCGAGUAGAGGAGAGCCACACGCGCGUGUUCAUGUUUUGUUUAGUUUGUUAAUGGAAAUCGGUAAUCACUUAAUACUAGGAUUCAAAGUGUGUUUACUGUUUCACAUUUGAGAACAUUUAUAAUGUAAUGAACAUUGCUAAUGUUUUACUUGGUACAAUGUUACCAGGCUUUUCACACUCUUUUAACACCUUGGAAGUUUUUGUUCAGCCCAAA
This is a messenger RNA of Capsicum annuum, 1558 nucleotides long. Its product is annotated as yrdC domain-containing protein, mitochondrial. Gene Ontology annotation, molecular function: nucleotidyltransferase activity; double-stranded RNA binding; tRNA binding. The transcript has 5 exons. The coding region runs from base 400 to 1191 and encodes 263 amino acids. The record is from RefSeq and is a predicted model, not a curated record. Gene Ontology annotation, cellular component: cytoplasm. NCBI's taxonomy places the organism in Eukaryota, Viridiplantae, Streptophyta, Magnoliopsida, Solanales, Solanaceae. Gene Ontology annotation, biological process: regulation of translational fidelity.